GCUGGGGUGGGUGCUGCCCUGUAACCCAGUGGUUGGGGGUGUGAGGCCUAGAAGAGCCUGGUAUCUUGAAUAUGUGGGUCGAGGCAGCCGUAGGAUAGUCGGUUGAUAGCAUUGGGGCAGCAGGUUUUCGUUUAUAUCAGCUUCCAAAAAAUCCCAAUGGGUUCUCAUUUUUCAUGAGUAAGUUUGAUUUGUUUUCUGAUGGUCGUGAGAUCGCUUCAGGAUUCUGGGGGCUUCUUGCCACUCACUGUAGGCUUCUCUGAUGUAGUUAUAUUCAUAGAUCUGUGGCGGUUCGAUGACAGAACGUCACGGUUGGCUGGUGUUGGAAGUAGAGGGUGGGAUAUCAAGUGUCCUACUAGUGAGGUGGCUAGCUGGUAGGAUGGAAAUAGGGUACAGCAGCAGCGGAGAUGGUGGCUCUGCUGCAGUAAGUCUUGCCGGAGUGAGGUACGAGGAUGGAUGGGGGGUUCUGGGACAUUCUCUGAACUUUUGCUUACAGAAAGUGGAUGACGAGGACCAAGAGGAGGAGGAGGAGGAGGAGGAGGAGGAGGAGGAGGUGGAAUGGGAUGAAGACGUCGACGACGGAGGUAAUGAUAAUGACGGGGAGAAGAGGGAUGACGAGGACAAAGGCGAGGAGGAGGAGGAGGAGGAGGAGGAGGAGGAGGAGGAGGACGAAGACGUGGAGGACGACGAAGACGACGAGGUGGACGAGGGGGAGGAGGGGGAGGAGGGGGAGGAGGACGACGACGAGGAGGAGGAGGACGAAGACGAGGAGGACAAGGACGAUGAAGACAUGGAGGAGGAGCGGGAGGAGGAACAAGACGUCAAGGAGGAGGAGGAGGAGGAGGAGGAAGACGUGGAGGAGGAGGAGGAGGAGCGGGAGGAAGACGAAGCCGUAGGAUAGAGGACGACGGUGUAGGAGGAAGACCAUGACGACGAAACGACGAGAGAGAGAGAGAGAGAGAGAGAGAGAGAGAGAGAGAGAGAGAGAGAGAGAGACCUGCUUGCGCUGCUCCGCGCUGCGCCCUUGCUGCGGCCGCUGUCAGCCAUGCUGCACGUGGUCCACGUCUGCUCGUUGCCUGCUGUGCCGGCCACGUUGCCUGCUGUGCCGGCCACGUUGCCCUGCUUCUUCCUCCCUCGGGCGAUGGCGGCAGUCCCGGGUGUGCAUACAUUCGAAUGUCGUAUUGGGAGGGGCGGCCGGCCGAAAUCACAGACGCAGGACUUCGAAAUGUAAGCCCGCUUCCACUUCCAGCCCGCCAAAACGCCUGAACCCCAUUCAAAC
This is a messenger RNA of Chara braunii, 1276 nucleotides long. The record is from the annotation of a GenBank genome assembly. NCBI's taxonomy places the organism in Eukaryota, Viridiplantae, Streptophyta, Charophyceae, Charales, Characeae.